AUGGGUGGAGAAGAAAGUUCCGGAAGACUGGCAGUGCGCAAUUGUGGUACCAAUCUGGAAGAAGAAAGGCAGCAACAAAGACUGCAGCAUGUUCUGAGGCAUAUCCCUCCUGAGCCACAAAAGCAAGAUGGUGCCCUCAGUGGAGCUCAGGGCGCGAACACCUUGUGCAGCCAGCCCGUAGACAUAGCGUUCUUGUUGGACGACUCUAGCAGUAUCUCAGCUGUCAACUUUGAGAAAAUGAUCACCUUUGUGAAGGAUCUGGUAGCCCACUUUGACAUUAGCCUGACCAGUACCAGAAUCGCCGCUAUCACCUUUAGCCACAGGGCAUUCGUAGAGUUUACUUUUGGAGCUUACAACACACUGGCAGAGGUGGAGCACGGUUUUGACGAAGUUUGUCAGAGAAAAGGGGGAGAGACAAUGACCUACAUAGGUCUCAAAUAUGCCCUACAAAGCCUGGAAAACUUCGGUCGACGAGACGUCCCGCAUAUUCUGAUCACCAUCACAGACGGAGUGUCCAACAACCGGGCUGAGACAGCCAAAAUGGCGAACAUGACUCGACAAGAAGGGAUUGAAAUCUUUGUUAUUGGAGUCGGCAGAAAAGCCUAUUUGGUUGAGAAAAUUAAUCCGAUGGAGCGUUACAGGCUCGAUCUUCUAGCGUUCGUCUCCAGUAUAGACGCGAUGAAAAUGAAAAGCCAAACUUGCCAUCAUAAGCCAGCGGAAGUGGUGUUUGUGUUGGACAUGUCCAGCAGUAUCUUCAUGUUGGACUUUCAGAAACAACUGGCCUUUGUAUCAAACCUUAUUAAGAUGUUUCACAUUGGCAGACACAAGACCAGAGUCGCCGCCGUCUCCUUCAGCACCAACGCUACCGUGGAGUUCCAUCUUGACGAGUUUUAUGAUCAGAAGGACGUGAGAGAUCACGUGGAGAUGAUUCGCUACACCGGAGGUGGCACCAACACAGGCGAUGCCCUCAAACUGGUCAACGACUCGGUGCUCAUCUCAGAACAUGGCGUCAGGUCAAAUGUGCCCCAUGUUGUCAUAGUCAUCACCGACGGCCGUUCACAGAACUCCCCGGACACUCGCGCUCAGGCCAAAGCGCUCAAAGACUCGGGGAUCUUUAUGUUUGCUAUAGGAGUGGGCCCUUAUGUAGACGACCAGGAGUUGAAGGACAUCGCCUCUGCACCAUCUGAAAAUUUCAUGUUCACGAUAGCCGGAUAUGACACACUCCCGUCCAUCAAAAGCACCCUCGCUCUCCGCGUUUUUUUGCAGCUAGUAGCUGGAUGGCGAUCGGGCACCACUGGUACCUUCCGAUUGAGGAGUUCAGAGCUGGAACAUGAACCCCCUUAA
Messenger RNA from Aplysia californica (California sea hare), 1344 nucleotides. RefSeq names its product collagen alpha-1(XII) chain-like. The transcript has 11 exons. NCBI's taxonomy places the organism in Eukaryota, Metazoa, Mollusca, Gastropoda, Aplysiida, Aplysiidae. The coding region runs from base 1 to 1344 and encodes 447 amino acids. The record is from RefSeq and is a predicted model, not a curated record.